Messenger RNA from Arvicola amphibius (Eurasian water vole), 4683 nucleotides. RefSeq names its product tenascin N (gene Tnn). Gene Ontology annotation, molecular function: protein binding. Lineage: Eukaryota; Metazoa; Chordata; Mammalia; Rodentia; Cricetidae. The transcript has 21 exons. The record is from RefSeq and is a predicted model, not a curated record. Bases 1 to 4683 code for a protein of 1560 amino acids.
AUGGGUCUCUGGGGGAUCUUUGCCUUCCCCCUGGGGCUCCUGCUUGCUUCUGUGCUCCUGGUGGCUUCAGCCCCAGCCACUCCAGAGUCUCCUGGCUGCAGUGACAAGGAGCAACAGGUCACCGUCAGCCACACCUACAAGAUCGAUGUGCCCAAGUCAGCUCUGGUUCAAGUAGAGACUGACCCACAGUCCCUCAGUGAUGAAGGGACAUCACUCUUGGCAGCCGGGGAGGCUGGGGAGGAGCAGAACUUCAUCUUCAGGCACAACAUCCGUCUUCAGACACCGCAGAACUGUGACUGGGCAGACAGUGUCCAGGACCUGCUGGCCCGGGUGAAGAAGCUGGAGGAAGAGAUGGCAGAGAUGAAGGAGCAGUGUAGUGCCAACCGCUGCUGCCAGGGAGCUACUGAUCUGAGCCGCCACUGCAGUGGUCAUGGGACCUUCUUCCCGGAGACCUGCAGCUGCCACUGUGAGCAGGGCUGGGAAGGCGUGGACUGUGAACUGCCCACCUGUCCCGGGGCUUGCAGCGGCCACGGGAGCUGCGUGGACGGGCGCUGCGUGUGCGACCAGCCCUACGUGGGGGUCGACUGCGCCUAUGCUGCCUGCCCCCAGGACUGCAGCGGGCAUGGCGUGUGCGUGCAUGGCGUCUGUCAGUGCUAUGAGGACUUCACCGCGGAGGACUGCAGCGAGCAGCGCUGUCCGGGUGACUGCAGCGGGCAUGGCUUCUGUGACACCGGCGAGUGUUACUGCGAGAUGGGCUUUACUGGUCCUGACUGUUCCCAGGUGGUGGCUCCUCAGGGCCUACAGCUGCUCAAGAGCACGGAGAAUUCCCUGCUGGUGAGCUGGGAGCCCUCCAGUGAGGUGGACCACUACCUGCUCAGCUACUAUCCCCUGGGGAAGGAGCAGGAUACAAAGCAGGUCCAGGUGCCCAAGGAACAGCAUACCUAUGACAUCACUGGUCUGCUGCCUGGCACCAAAUACAUAGUCACCCUGCGCAAUGUGAAGAAGGACAUUUCCAGCAGUCCUCAGCAUCUCCUUGCCACCACAGAUCUUGCUGUGGUAGGCACUGCCUGGGUUAAUGAAGAGACAGAGACAUCCCUUGAUGUGGAGUGGGAGAACCCGCUGACGGAGGUGGACUAUUACAAGCUUCGGUAUGGCCCCUUAACAGGGCAGGAAGUUGCUGAGGUCACUGUGCCUAGGAGCCAUGAUCCCAAGAGUAGAUAUGACAUCACUGGUCUGCAGCCUGGAACAGAAUAUAAGAUCACAGUUGUUCCCAUGAAAGGUGGCCUGGAGGGGAAGCCGAUUCUCCUGAAUGGCAGGACAGAAAUUGAUGGACCAACCAAUGUGGUCACUAAUCAGGUGACGGAAGACACCGCAUCUGUGUCCUGGGAUCCAGUGAGAGCUGACAUAGACAAGUACGUGGUGCGCUAUAUCUCCCCCGAUGGGGAGAGCAAGGAGAAAGCGGUCCCCAAGGACCAGAGCAGCACUGUUCUGACGGGCCUGAAGCCAGGAGAGGCCUACAAAGUCUUCGUGUGGGCUGAGAGAGGCAACCAGGGCAGCAAGAAAGCAGACACCAAGGCCCUUACAGAAAUUGACAGCCCUGAAAACCUGGUGACUGACCGGGUGACAGAGAACACUCUUUCUGUCUCAUGGGACCCAGUGGAAGCUGACAUUGACAGGUAUGUGGUAAGCUACACUUCCGUGGAUGGUGAGACGAAGCAGGUCCCAGUGAGGAAGGAUCAGAGAAGCACAGUCCUGACUGGCCUGAAGCCAGGUGUGGAGUACAAAGUUUCCGUGUGGGCCGAGAAGGGCGAUCGAGAGAGCAAGAAGGCUAACACCAAGGCUCCCACAGACCUUGACAGCCCCAAAAACUUGGUGACUGACCAAGUCACAGAGAACACUCUCAGUGUCUCCUGGGACCCUGUUCAGGCCAACAUUGACAGGUACAUAGUGAGCUACACCUCUGCUGAUGGCGAGACCAGGGAGGUGCCCGUGUCUAAGGAGAAGAGCAGCACCGUCCUGACGGGCCUGAGGCCGGGUGUAGAGUACAAGGUCCACGUGUGGGCCCAGAAGGGGGCUCAGGAGAGCAGGAAGGCCAAUACCAAGGCCCCUACAGAUAUUGAUGGCCCCAAAAACCUGGUGACUGACCAGGUGACAGAGACCACUCUCAGUGUCUCCUGGGAACCAGUGGAGGCUGACAUCGAUAGGUACAUAGUGCGCUACACCUCUGCUGAUGGCGAGACCAGGGAGGUCCCUGUGUCUAAGGAGAAGAGCAGCACCGUCCUGACGGGCCUGAGGCCAGGUGUGGAGUACAAGGUUGAUGUGUGGGCCCAGAAGGGGGCCCAGGACAGCAGGAAGGCCAACACCAAGGCCCCCACAGAUAUUGAUAGCCCUAAAAACCUGGUGACUGAGCAGGUGACAGAGAACACUGCCACUGUGUCCUGGGACCCAGUAGAGGCUGACAUUGACAGGUAUGUGGUGCGCUACACAUCUGCUGAUGGAGAGACCAGGGAAAUCCUUGUUGGGAAGGAGGAGAGAAGCACCAUCCUGACGGGCAUGCGACCAGGUGUGGAGUAUCAGGUCGACGUGUGGGCCCAGAAGGGGACACGGGAGAGCAGGAAGACCAGCACCAAAGCCCCCACAGAUAUUGAUGGCCCCAAAAACCUGGUGACUGACCAAGUCACAGAGACCACUCUCAGUGUCUCCUGGGAACCAGUGGAGGCUGACAUCGAUAGGUACAUAGUGCGCUACACCUCUGCUGAUGGCGAGACCAGGGAGGUCCCUGUGUCUAAGGAGAAGAGCAGCACCGUCCUGACGGGCCUGAGGCCAGGUGUGGAGUACAAGGUUGAUGUGUGGGCCCAGAAGGGGGCCCAGGACAGCAGGAAGGCCAACACCAAGGCCCCCACAGAUAUUGAUAGUCCCAAAAACCUAGUGACCGACCAGGUGACAGAGACCACUCUCAGUGUCUCCUGGGACCCGGUAAAGGCCGACAUCGACAGGUAUGUGGUACGCUAUACCUCUGCUAAUGGAGAAUCCAAGGAAUUUCUUAUUGGGAAGGACCAGAGGAGCACCAUCCUGACAGGCCUGAGGCCCGGUGUGGAGUACAAGGUUGAAGUGUGGGCCCAGAAGGGAGCCCGGGAGAGUAAGAAGGCCAACACCAAAGCUUACACAGACAUUGACAGUCCCAAAAACCUGGUGACCAAUCAGGUAACAGAAAAUACAGCCACCAUCUCCUGGGACCCGGUGCAGGCUGAUAUUGACAGGUACAUGGUGCGCUACACCUCCGCUGAUGGCGAGACCAGGGAGGUUCCAGUGAGGAAGGAGAAGAGCAGUACUGUCCUCACAGGCUUGAGACCUGGUGUGGAGUACACUGUUCAAGUGUGGGCUCAGAAGGGGGCCCGGGAGAGCAAGAAGGCCAAAACCAAGGCCCCCACAGAAAUUGACAGCCCCAAGAACUUGGUGACCAACCGGGUAACAGAGAAUACAGCCACCAUCUCCUGGGAUCCAGUGCGAGCCACCAUUGACAAGUACAUGGUACGCUACACCUCUGCGGAUGGAGAGACCAAAGAGAUUCCAGUGUCAAAGGAUCAGAGUAGUACCAUCCUGACGGGUCUGAAGCCAGGCAUGGAAUAUACCAUCCAUGUAUGGGCCCAGAAGGGGGCCAGGGAGAGCAAGAAGGCUGACACGAAGGCCCUAACAGAAAUUGACCCUCCGAAAAAUCUCCGUCCUUUUGGCGUCACACAUUCUGGUGGAGUAUUGACCUGGAUGCCCCCCUCUGCUCAAAUUGAUGGCUACAUUUUGACCUACCAGCUCCCCAACGGCACAGUGAAGGAAGUGCAGCUCCAAAGAGGUCAGCAGAGGUUUGAAUUGCAAGACCUGGAACAGGGUGUCACCUACCCUAUUUCCUUGGUUGCCUUUAAGGGUGAUCGCCGGAGUCGAAGUGUAUCUACCACCCUUUCUACAGUGGAUGCCCGUUAUCCACACCCCUCAGACUGCAGUCAGGUUCAGCAGAACACCAAUGCUGCCAGUGGCCUCUACACAAUCUACCUAAAUGGUGACGCCAGUCGGCCCAUGCAGGUGUACUGUGACAUGGACACGGAUGGAGGCGGCUGGAUUGUCUUCCAGAGACGGAACACUGGGCAGCUGGAUUUCUUCAAGCGUUGGCGGAGUUAUGUAGAUGGUUUUGGGGACCCCAUGAAGGAGUUCUGGCUUGGACUUGAUAAACUACACAAUCUCACCUCUGGCACUCCUACGCGGUAUGAGGUGAGGGCAGACUUACAGACUUUCAACGAAUCCGCCUACGCUGUGUAUGAUUUCUUCCAAGUGGCGUCCAGUAAAGAGCGGUACAAGCUGUCAGUUGGGAAGUACAGAGGCACAGCAGGGGAUGCUCUCACUUACCACAAUGGAUGGAAGUUCACGACUUUUGACCGAGACAAUGAUAUUGCCCUCAGCAACUGUGCGCUGACUCAUCAUGGUGGCUGGUGGUAUAAGAACUGUCAUUUGGCCAACCCUAAUGGCAAAUAUGGGGAGACCAAGCAUAGUGAGGGAGUGAACUGGGAGCCGUGGAAAGGUCAUGAGUUCUCCAUUCCUUAUGUGGAGCUGAAAAUCCGCCCCUUUGGUUACAGCAGAGACCGUUUCUCCGGCAGAAGGAAGCGGUCCAUAGGAGGAAAAGCGAGAAUGUUCUGA